Perca fluviatilis (European perch) is the source of this 2290-nucleotide messenger RNA. RefSeq names its product zinc finger protein 16-like. Gene Ontology annotation, molecular function: DNA-binding transcription factor activity, RNA polymerase II-specific; RNA polymerase II cis-regulatory region sequence-specific DNA binding. NCBI's taxonomy places the organism in Eukaryota, Metazoa, Chordata, Actinopteri, Perciformes, Percidae. The record is from RefSeq and is a predicted model, not a curated record. Gene Ontology annotation, biological process: regulation of transcription by RNA polymerase II. The transcript is spliced from 4 exons. Bases 215 to 1873 code for a protein of 552 amino acids.
AACAGCUUUACGGCAAACCCGGAAGUAAAUACAAACAAUUCCAAUUGAUGAGAACAGUUUUUCAGACGGCAGACAUUAUAGAAUGCCUAUUAUUGUCUCCUCUCAUAUCUCUCACGUGUGACCUUAUGAGGCUGAAUUAAAAAUGUGUUUGUGUCUAUAACUCGGCAGUAGUUUUGUUGGGAGAAACGUAACGUUGUCGUACCGUUAGGGCAGGAUGGCGAGUUAUGUGACUUUCCACAGCCAGAUGGCGGCCAUCAUGGAAGUGUUGGCUAACACGGCGGUGGCUGAGAUCUGUCAGCUCGUGGAUGACGGGUUCGCCACCCUGAGGCUGGAAGUGUCCCGGAGCCAAAGGGAGAACCUGGCCCUGAAGAGCAGGCUGCGGCUCAUGGAGGUCCGUUCAGGAGAGCCCACCCCCCCGACCUGCACCAGGAGAGAUCACUUCGGAGAAGACGGCUCUGCCAUUACCAAAAAAGUCAAGUUCCCUAUGGUGGAGAAUACGGACUCUCAGCAGUCCCAGCUGGUGGUUGUGACGGAGCAGCCGGUGGAGCCAGAGGUGGUUAUAAUAAAGAUGGAAAGGCAGGAGGAGGAGCUGAGUGUGGUGGAAGACCAUCAAACAGCUUCUAACAGCAGCGUUGGACCUCUGGCUCUGGCUCUUGCUGCUGAGAGCGACCGCCCGCUGAGUGUCGAAGCAGAAACCCCCAGAGGCAGUGCGUCAGGUCGGUAUGAAAAUCAGGACUUAGCCAGACCUGGAGCUCAGCAGCAGGAGAAGAACGAGAGAGUGGACGAGGCCAGUACUCCGUGUCGGUACUCUCAUCCUGCAGAACAAAGCCAUGGAGGUGGUGGUCCAAACACAGCCAGGGAAAUGACAGACUUGACCAAAGAAGAUGACAAACGUUGUGUUGACUCCACGUCGGCCGAGUCCAGUAGUAGUAAAGUUCCUGAUAUAGACGCGGCACCGAUAAAGAAACUAGACUCUGCGCCGUCACCUACAAAUACCGGAGGCAAGGGUUUGUGUGGUGCGGCAGCAGACUGGACGGGAGAGGAAGUGUUCGCAGCAGUCAAACUGGAGGCUGAGCCUUCCUGUUCUGAAGCUUUUAGGACGUAUAAUCCUUUAGUUUCUGUCACUAGAGACGAGAGUCUGAGUAACAGCAGGUUAACUUACACUACCAGUCUGCACACAGAGAGUGAAGCAGCAGAGCUGGACGCCAGCAGCUUGGACGACUCCUCCUUCGAUGACCUGUUCUCCUCCCCAGAGGUGGCCAGGUCUCUGACAGCUCCCGCCAUACGCUCCACAAAUGGAGUCACGUGCACAGAGGAGCCCCUGUCAUCCUCAUCUUUUCCUUUCCCGUGCAACUUCGGUAACUCUCCCAUGUCAGACUCUCCGACCGUCUCCUCCUUCGGUAACGCCUCCUCUGACUCCAGGCGCAGGAGCUUUUCCAGCAGCAUAGAGCGGGCGUUUAGCUGCCAGCACUGCGGCCGCCUCUUCUCAACCUCUAGAGACGUGGCGGUGCACCAGCGCUCCCAUGCCGGGGACAGGAUCUACAACUGUUACCUCUGUAAGAAGCCCUUCGUCCACCCACACCAGCUGAAAACCCACCAGCGGGUGCACACCGGAGAGAAGCCGUUCAGCUGCAGUCAGUGUGGCAAGCGCUUCUCCCAGUCCAGCCACAUCAAGAGACACAUGAGCGUCCACACGGGGGAGAAGCGCUACAGCUGUAGCCUGUGUGGGAAACGCUUCUCGCAGGCCUGCAGCCUCAAGGUGCACCAGACUGUCCACACCGGGGAGAGACCCUACAGCUGCACAAAUUGUGGCAAAAGCUUCUCUGUGCUGGGGAACCUGGUCCGCCACCAGAGCGUGCACAUCAGCAAAUAAACUGGACUGGAGCGAAUCAGAAAUAUACAAGAAGUGUAAUAUGCAUAUGAAGUCAGUAGGGCUCAUCAUAAGGUCUGUCAGAAUGUGUUGAGCUGACAGUUCGACGUACAAUAUGUAACUCUUUGUUGCUAGGGGUCUCUCAAUCAAAACAAUGGAUGGUAAACACGGACUGAGAGGGAGUUCGAUUUUUAAGUGCCGUGUGGCACGUGCCAGUGGCGUGUACUUCAGGUACUUCCUUAUGCCAAUUGUGACGGUGUGUGAAUUGACGCCGUAGCAGUACGAGGAAGAAUGUGUGUCUGAGGGAAAACCACAGGACUCUCACCCCAGAGACCGGGGCUCGUUUCCCGCGAGUCACGUUUGCUUUCCCCGUUAUCCUUUUCCUAAACCCAACAGUUUCUUUUACGUUAUUUUAUAUAU